Pieris rapae (cabbage white) is the source of this 4580-nucleotide messenger RNA. It is a transcript of the gene Rim, whose product is annotated as regulating synaptic membrane exocytosis protein 2. Bases 365 to 4312 code for a protein of 1315 amino acids. Gene Ontology annotation, cellular component: cytoskeleton of presynaptic active zone; presynaptic membrane. Gene Ontology annotation, molecular function: small GTPase binding; transmembrane transporter binding. NCBI's taxonomy places the organism in Eukaryota, Metazoa, Arthropoda, Insecta, Lepidoptera, Pieridae. Gene Ontology annotation, biological process: positive regulation of synaptic transmission; intracellular protein transport; regulation of membrane potential. The record is from RefSeq and is a predicted model, not a curated record. The transcript has 22 exons.
AAUGUAUAUGUACUAUUUAAAUAAUGGAAAAGUUUAAUUGAGAUCAACGCAUUUCACAAAACUGGACAGACUUGAGUAGAGAACCUUGCUGAAUAAUGCUACCGCGCAUAUGAAAAUAUAAAUAGAUAGCCUCAAAACUUAAAGUAACUGUUAGGUUCUGGUAUGCGCACGCACGUCAAGGCGGGUGGCUAGGGCGGGUCAAAGAAAGCAGUAGUCGAGCGAUCAAUAGCGCUGCUGACGUCAGUGUAGCGUCGGGCGCGAUUGGCCCGCCCGGCAUUAUUAAAUAAACCUCCCGAGAGAGUAGCGCGCAGCGGGCCAGCACCGCAGCACGCGGCGGGCGCGCCAACGCUCGCGGCCGCCCGCCAUGGCCGACAUGCCGGACCUCUCGCACCUCACGCCCGAAGAACGCGCCAUCAUCGAGGGCGUCAUUAUGCGGCAGCGCCAGGAGGAGCAGCGCGAACACGAAAUUAUGAGACGAAAACAAGACGAAGUAGCGGUUCUGGAGCAAACAAUACGUACCAGGAAUGAGAUGCAAAGGGCUGCAGGAGUGGAACUAGCAGCCACAUGUGAAAUUUGCUUGAAGACCAAAUUCGCGGAUGGAGUAGGACACUCCUGUCAUUAUUGUAGAGUGAGGUGCUGCGCAAGGUGUGGGGGCAAGGUCACUUUACGAUCUAACAAAGUCAUAUGGGUCUGUAUUCUCUGUCGUAAAAAGCAAGAACUGUUAUCAAAAACCGGACAAUGGAUUCACAAAAGUACUGGCCACGAUUCAAUGCUAUGGAGAAUGGAAUCGGACUUAAGAAAUUUACCAUCUCAGGUAGAUUCAACUUUAGAUAAAAGACCAAAAUUAGAGAGAGCGCACAGUGCAGCAGAAAAAGAGAAUCAACCGUUGCAGAGAUCUAGUAGUGCCCUCCGCCGGCAGUACAGUCAACAAGAGGCUAAGUGUUAUGGGGAACUAGAAGGACUUUCUAGGACUCACCCGCAUCUCGUACAUUCAAGGCAAAAGUCAGCCUACGGGAUAGACGACAUGGGGACCCCACAUCAGCCAACGCAGCUAUUGCCUCUACCCCACACGCCUGCCUUACACCCUCCGAUGCCGCCGAGAUCCUCCUCAUCUGAUGAUGAAGUUCCAGAGUGUGUUUCCGACGAAAACGACGAGUACCGGGACCGCGGAGAUCUUGAGGCGUGCGCUUCACUUCGGAAUCCAACUCGCUCCAACGUGACCUCAAACAACUAUUACAAUUUAACUAAUCAUUCGCCGGCCUCCUACAUACCCGAGGGACGCGGUGUCCUCGAUACCGGUAGAAGUGUCCCCACAGGCGGACGAAGUUUUGACUCCGUCACAGAUUGUCGUUGGCGUACUAGGGAAGACGCUGAAAAUGCAUAUUUACGCCCAUACACGCGUGACGAAACUCAUCGAUCCGAUCGUGCUGUAUAUAAAAGUGCAUAUCUGUGGGAAGACUCCACAGAUAAUAGACGAUUUACAGAAAGAAGAAAAAAAACUGUGAGGUUCGAUGGGCACGAGGGGGCGGCGACUUUUCCGCGUGGUGGACGAGACUCCUCUGGGGUCCCACACGACUGGGCCUCUUUACGUUGGGAAUCUGAAAGACAAACCAGUCAAGAUUCUGCUACGAAAGAUUCGGGCAUCGACACAUCUAGCACAUUUACUUCCAGCGAAGAUUCAAACAGGGGCGAGUGCCCUAAGUUUCCAUUGAACUGGCAAGUGUCAUCUGAUGGCACCCGAAUGGUGGGUCACAUGGUACUUCGAAAAAGUGUGGUUGAAGGAAGUUCACACUCCUCAUCAGCAAUUCUUGGACUUAAAGUUGUUGGUGGAAAAAUGCUACCUGAUGGUACUCGGGGAGCUGUGGUAGAAAAAGUUAAAAAAGGAUCCAUCGCAGAUUUGGAAGGACAGUUGAGAAUAGGGGACGAAGUAUUGCAGUGGAAUGGCAUGCCACUUCAAGGACGAAGUGCUGAUGAGGUGACAGCAGUAGUGGCUAAUAGCAAGCAUGACACCCACGUAGAACUAGUGGUCACGCGGCCACUUGCAUCUGCGCGACUGCUUGCACAGCCUUGGAGGUCACAUAAAGAAGUUUACACGGAGGUGCUUGGUGGCGCUGAAAAGCCAAGUGUUUUAGUAACAUCACCAGGAUCACCUGACAUAUAUGGACGAAGACGUAAUGCCAGACAAAACAAUCAAAAUGCAUUUGUUGCUGGUCGAAUACAGUUAAAAAUCUACUUCGACAUAGCAGCGCUACAGCUUUUAGUCACUGUAGUGUCUGCCAGCGGCCUGACUCCUAGAGCAGACGGCUCGCCACGAUGUCCUUACGCGAAGAUAUUUCUUCUACCGGACAAAAGCGAGAAAAGCAAACGAAGAACAAAGACUCUAGCAAAUACUUUGGAGCCAAGGUGGAACCAGACGUUCGUUUACUGUGGAAUACGUUUUAGUGAUAUAAAGAAGAGAACUUUAGAGGUCACAGUCUGGGAUUUAAAUCGUUACGGGCCAAACGAUUUCCUUGGCGAAGUUCUUCUAGAUCUAGAAAAUAUGCCAAUGAAUCAUGAACCAAAUUGGUACAAGUUAAAGCCGCAUGAUGAAUUUGCUGGUUUUGGGAGAUAUCGUGAAGAUGAAGCCGAUGGCGAGCAUCUAUCUCCUCCAUCUACCUCCAACUCUCGCUUGUCAGACUCAGAUACGCCCAGCGAGUGUGACUUGAGGAGACAUCACUCUCUCUCCAGUCUUGCUUCUAGUUCGAGUCCGCCACCACCUCACGAAGUGGACGGAACUCGUUGUAGUCGCCGCGAUAUGUCUCCCGCGGGUCGAGUGAGGACUACUGCUGUAGCUAGGGAACGGGGUCCCAGCUACGUAGGUCGGUCGCAAUCAGCGGCCGGGGGGCGAAGCGCCUCACCGCGGCGCUCCCUGUCUCCGCCCAACGACAGGGACGCCUACCGCUACACAGUGUGUGAAGAUCGUGACGCCACGCGUUUGCCCACACACGCGUAUGCUCCACGCUUUCAAUCACGAUCUGCGACGGCUACCCCGACGACCAGCCCUAAGAAACGCCAGUUGCCCCAAAUACCACAUCAGAAUACCCAGCGAGCGAUGCGCGCGCAGGUGUCCGCAGACCUGGAAGAACGUAAGUGGAUCGCCCCGCAUCACAUUGGCGCCACACUCACCUACCGCAGCACGCCACAAGGGUGGGAAAGGCACUAUGCAGGACUUUCGGAUUCGGAGUUGGCAUCACGUGGUGGAGGUUGGGCGCCAAGACGUCGCUUAUCUCCCGACGCGGCCGCUGGAGAUUCAGACAUCGAAUCCGUGGCCUCGGUCACUUCUAGUGCAUUCAGUACGCAAUCCGAACGCCCACGUCCCACCAGGAUGCUUAGUAAUGACUAUGGUAGUCGAGAUAAUGGCCGCAAUAAUAAUCAACCGCCUACCCUUGAGAGGCGAGAGUCAAGGCAUGGACAGUUUACGCGCAGUUUAAGUAACACCGAUGCACCAGAUGAAAAAGCAGAUGGCAGUUUAAGUGAUACAGCGCUCGGUGGGACUUCUGAAAACGAACCAGCGGGUGACGAUGCAUUAUUGAAAGCUGAGCCACGUGAUUACUUUGGACCUGGAAUGGGCAAAAAGAGUAACUCAACGUCUCAGUUAUCAGCUACAGAUAUCUUAUCAACACCGACAGGGCGAAAGAGACGGUUAGGUUUCGGUAAACGCGGAAAAAAUUCCUUUACCGUUCAACGCAGUGAAGAAGUGGUUCCUGGAGAGUUACGAGGAGGCGCUGGCGUAUCCCGGGCCUCCUCGGCCUCCAGUGAGAACGACGACGACAGAUGGUCACCGGGUAUGCGAGGCUCGAGUUCGUCUGAUGGAGGCGGUCUAUCCGAUUUCAUUGAUGGACUGGGCCCAGGACAGUUGGUCGGACGGCAGCUAUUGGGAGCACCCACAUUGGGAGAUGUGCAAUUGUCUAUGUGCUAUCAGAAGGGCUUCCUUGAGGUAGAGGUGAUUCGCGCGCGGGGGCUCCAAGCCCGUCAAGGCAGCCGUACAUUGCCGGCGCCCUAUGUUAAGGUAUAUUUAGUAAGCGGCAAGCGAUGUAUCGCUAAGGCCAAAACCAGUACAGCUCGAAGGACCUUGGACCCGCUGUACCAGCAGACCCUUACGUUCCGAGAGAACUUCAAAGGGUGUAUAUUGCAAGUAACAGUUUGGGGCGACUACGGUCGCAUCGAAGGCAAGAAAGUGUUCAUGGGUGUGGCCCAAAUUAUGUUGGAUGACCUCAACUUGUCCAAUAUUGUUAUUGGAUGGUACAAACUUUUCGGGACUACGUCUUUGUAACUGUGGCUGGCCGCUAUGGCGGUGUCGGUGAACAAUAUCAAUAAUAAUAAAAAGUUAUAUAAAGUCCAAAUAAUACAUCUAGUGAUACUGCUUUAAUAAUAUAAACUGCAAAUGUCUUGAAUAUAGAAACAUUUUCUAUAAACGAAAGUUACAUGUAAAUUAUUUUUUUCUUUCGGAAUGCCUACCGGAGUAUAAAUAGCUAGUUAGCAUUUUAUAGCAACGGAUGUAUAGUGUACUCGAUAAUGUAAGUAUUAAAAGCCAAAUAAGA